Hippocampus comes (tiger tail seahorse) is the source of this 2791-nucleotide messenger RNA. RefSeq names its product nuclear body protein SP140-like protein. Gene Ontology annotation, molecular function: protein binding; DNA binding; DNA-binding transcription factor activity, RNA polymerase II-specific. Bases 358 to 2301 code for a protein of 647 amino acids. The transcript is spliced from 15 exons. The record is from RefSeq and is a predicted model, not a curated record. Gene Ontology annotation, biological process: regulation of transcription by RNA polymerase II. Gene Ontology annotation, cellular component: nucleus. NCBI's taxonomy places the organism in Eukaryota, Metazoa, Chordata, Actinopteri, Syngnathiformes, Syngnathidae.
CCAGUGUGAACUCUGCAAUUUUUUAGGAUUCCUCGCGUCAAGAAAAGAUCGAUAAACAAAACGCCACGCAAACACGUGAGCGAGAUGGUCGUUUUUUUUUACUAGCACAAAAGAAAAGUUGUAGAUUGUAACUACAUCACUGUUUUUUUAACGAGGGGAGGAAUCAUUUUCACUUUCGAAACGUCAGUGGCCCAGUGGGCAGUGGCCUCUUCAGCUCACCAGAACAUGCCUGUUAGCACCUUUCAACAUGUUUUCAAAAAUCGAUCUACUUCCUCUCAUCUAGCAAGAACGGUGUUUGACCGCCAUGAAUAAUUAACUAUCUUGGCGAGUAGAAGCUGGUUGGCGUUUCGCAGUUUGAUGGAUUUUCCGGGAGAUGAAGAACUGCUGCGAUUCUUCCACUACUCCAAGGCUGAAAUGUCGUGCAUGGAAAACCCACACACAUUUAUACGCCAACUCAGAGAUUACGAUCUGAUUCCGGAACACAGCUACAAGAAAGUGAACCGGACAAAGAGCAAAGAGGCCUUGAAGAAAGGCCUCUAUGAGAUUCUGGACUGGUUGGAGAGAGAGCGACCACGGUCCAUCAAGAUGUUUUGGAGGUGUGUCCUCAAGGAGACCAUUGUCAACCAAUACCCCACCCUGAAAGCGUUGCGCAACAGUCUCCAAGAUGGUUCCUUUCAGUUGGAUACACACCUGUUUAACUGCAAGCCACAGGAGGAGACUCCUGUCAGUGAAAGGAAGGAGCCCCCUGAAAAUGAGAAUAUAGAGAGGAGGCAAGAAAUCUCAGUGUCAAAGAAGAAGAAAAACAAAAACAACCACUUGUGCAGUGACGAGGAGCAGCCCUCACAAUCGUCUCCAUCACCACAGAAAAGUCCAUUUAACGGCAACAGACAGGAGGAGACCGACGUCGGGGAAAGGAAGGAGCCAUCAGAAGAUGAGAACAUAGUCAGCAGGCAAGAAAUGCCGGUGCCAAAGCAAAAGAAGAAACGGAAAAUCAACAAUCAAUGCAGUGGGGAGAAGGAGCCCUCGCAAUUGACUUCCGCGCCAAAGAAAAAGAAAAUAUUGUUCUCCUCUCCAGUUAAGGGGGAUAAGAACGACAUCUGGACAUGGGCCAUCUAUAAGUCCGGCCUUCCUGUGACCUGCGGAAACUCGAAAGGGACACUGAACCAAGAGAGAUUUAGAAAAGGGCAGCCAUGCAUUUGGGUCAACAGUGAGUGGCUUACUCCCCAUGAAUUUGAACGUCUCGGGGGGAAGAGCAGUAACAGGAAUUGGAAGAGAAGCAUCCAAUGUAUGGACAAGCCCCUUGAAAAGCUUUUGAAGAGAGGACAUUUGCAAUGUGACCGCUUCAGACGGAGGGCUAAAAAGAAGUUAGUCUUCACCAGCGAUGAUGACAGUAAUACAGAUUCGAACCACGAUUAUGAAUCAGACAAAGACAGUGAAGUGGAUCCGAAGGAGAUGCCCAGCAGCAGCCAGGCCACAAACCGGGACAAGUCGGUGUUCAACGUGACGUGUGGAGCAGUCGCAGGCAAAUUAUACAGACAACGAUUUGCAUCAGGGACGUGUGGUCUGAGCAUUCGCACCGACACCUGCUGGAGGACCCCGGCAGACUUUGCGAAGGAGGCACUGGGCAGUCAGAAUGCCUCCUGGAAGAAAGACAUCCUGUGGGAAGGCAAGUCGCUCGGUGUUGUUACUCAGGAAAACCUCUUGAGGAUCCACCCACUGCUGUGUCAGUGCAAACUGUGCAAACCGAGUGAUAGUGAUCUGGAGGAGCAGAAAAACGACGACGAGUGUUUUGUGUGUAAGAGUGAGGGAAAGCUAGUCGUCUGUGACCGCUGCCCGCGUUCCUUCCAUGCAACGUGUCACCUGCCUUACAUCGACGACAACAUUUUGAGUUACAACAGAGAGUGGAUUUGUACCUUCUGCGUCUUCUCGGCGGCUCGAGAGUGGCGCUACAGUGACGAGUUGGAAAGCGAUUCAUUCCUGUCCAAACAAAUAUCCAAACACUUGAUGGAGUGCCAGUACCUCCUCCUCUUUCUGCUUAGUGCUGAUGAUGAACAGUUUUUUGCAACAAAUCCAUGUGGCUCCCUGAAAGACUACGCCGCUGUGGUCCAGACCCCUAUGUGGCUACACAAAAUUGCCGAAAAGCUCGACAAGAACCACUACCGCUACGUUGCUGAAUUUGUAUCUGACAUCCAGCUCAUUUCCUCCAACUGCGCUUUGUAUUACAAGACUAACCCUCACUUCCUCAGCAUGGGAUCCAGACUGAAAACGUUAUUUGAUGAAGAACUUAAGAAUGCCUUCUAAACUUUCAAGGACAUUUUUCCGAGAGAGAGAACAUAUAAUGAAUCCCCCGCAUAUUUGCUUUAUGACAUUGCCAAAUUCACUGAAUUCCAGAUGUCUUUUUUUCAUUGAUCACUGAAACACACACCUAUUCACUGUUUUAAAAAUAAUUACUUUGCUGGCAUCUUUGUGCCAAGGAACUAUGGUGAUUUGAAUUCAGUUUUGACAAAAAGUGCUUGAACAUCAACUUAUGCCAUUUGUCGAAAAUUAUAAACCACUGUCAGUUAUUCCAUCAAUCACUCGCAGAUUUUCGCAUUUACGGUGGGGCUUGUUCGCGAUCCCCUGCAACUAGCGGGGGUUCAUUGCAUGUGAAUUUCUUGUGUUUUACCGCAGUAUAUAUACACUUCUGCAUUUUAAACCUGCGUUGGCUGAUGUUGGUGCAAAUGUCAAACCUGCUAAUUCAGAAGAGAAACUACAUAGCCUGCAGCAAAAAUAAUAAAGUAUAUUAUUUUAA